UGUAUUCAUUAAUCCUCUCUCUCCUCUCUCUCCCUCUCUCUCUCUCUUUCUCUCUCUGUUAGUGCUUUGCUUGAAAUGAACCAACAGCAUUCCUAUCAAAUGGGGUUCCUGUGCCUCUAUUCAGCACCUGCUGCUGCUGCUUCUUCUUCUUCUUCUUCUUUUUGCUGAUUGAAUUUGUGUGAACGGCUAAAGGGAUUUUCAAACCAUCUGUUUGUGGGUGAUUUUUUGACUGUUGGAAAUGGCACCACAAACUGGGUAUUUGAAAGAACAUGAAGGAAUUGUCCCCAAUUCCCUUGGUCAGUUGUCAUCUUCUCCUGCUCGUCUGUGGAGUGCCUUUGGGCAGGGUUCCCAAACAAUUUUUGGGGAUUUUGGUCAGCUCAAGGCUUCCUCCAUUGAACAACUUGGGAGUAAUGGGAAGGAGUUUACUGGUGCAAAACAAGCUGCCCAGGUUUCUGAGCAUGGUUUGGAGAAAGUGAACACAGCCCCAUUUUCCAUCUAUCCUGGUGACUGUAAGAAUUCUGUGGAUGCCCAAAAACCUUCACCAGUUUUCUCCCUGCAAUCGCCCUUGUCAGAAUAUCAUACUCGUUUUGAGCUCGGAUUUGGCCAGCCUGUGAUAUGUGCAAAUUAUCCUUACAUGGAACAGCAUUAUGGCAUCCUCUCUGCUUAUGGACCUCAAAUACCAGGACGGGUUAUGCUGCCAAUGAGUUUAACAACUGAUGAUGGACCUAUUUAUGUGAAUGCAAAGCAGUACCACGGAAUCAUUAGGCGCAGGCAGAUCCGUGCCAAGGCAAUGAUGGAGAACAGGCUUGCAAGAACUCGUAAGCCAUAUAUGCACGAAUCACGUCAUCUGCACGCGAUGCGUCGUCCACGGGGAUCUGGUGGCCGUUUCUUGAACACGAAGAAUCUGAAAGAUGGGAAAAUUUCUUUGGAAUCAAAGAAGGUUGAUAAUGUGAACCUUUCUGAGUCAACUGGCUCCCAAUGUUCUGUAGUUCUGCAGUCAGAGAGUGGAACUUUGAACUCCCCAAAUGAAGCAAAGGGGAGAGGUUUCAAUCUCUCGAGUUCUGAGGUGCCAAGCAUGUUCUCGAGGGGACUGCAACGUUUUCAAAUCAGCCAUCUCAGACCAUCGAUGCAGUCACUGGCAGAGAUCAUUGAUGGAGGAGGGCAUGGCAUGGUUCUGCCCAAAUGGGUUGCAGCAGCUGACAACUGCUGCGACCUUUGUGUUUGACAGCGAAGACAUCGGGUUCUAGGUGCAAAUUGUUGCACCAAGACCCGUCUUUAUAGCAACCAAAUCCAGCCUGCUGCAUUGUUGUCAAUGGCAAUUGUCUCAGGCUUCGCGUUGAGGAUAGACCCGCGUUUGGUUGCUAUGGCAAGUCAUUUUUGGCUCUAAUCAAUAGGUUUAGGAUGUUUCUCUUAUCACUCUGUUCUGCUUCUCAAUAUGAGAGGUGGAGCUAAGAGAAACAAAAGAAUCAUCAAAUCAGAUAUCAAGUAUGAAGUAAUUGCAGUAGAUCAAAAAGGGGGUUUGUUCAAGAAUAAGAGCAUCAAAAAGUAUGGAUUCUGCACUGUGUUUGUGACCCUGAAAGUAGAACAAGAAGAAAGUCUAUGAAGUUUAGUGUUUGGUGUUCAAAUUCAGACAGUUCUAAAGCAAUUUGUACUUGAGAAACAAGCUUGGUUUGUGGGUUUGCUCAAGAACAACUGUUAUGUUUAUGUUUGUCUUUCCUUUUGUGUGUAAUAAGAAUAUUGUCUUGACAAUAUCAUCCACGCCUUUUUCUUCUAGCACAGUGCCAUAUCUUUGUUUCCAUAA
Molecule: messenger RNA, 1801 nt
Organism: Momordica charantia (bitter melon)
Lineage: Eukaryota; Viridiplantae; Streptophyta; Magnoliopsida; Cucurbitales; Cucurbitaceae
Product: nuclear transcription factor Y subunit A-10
Biological process (GO): regulation of DNA-templated transcription
Molecular function (GO): DNA-binding transcription factor activity
Source: RefSeq, a predicted model, not a curated record